CAGUGCUGCGUCUGCUGCUACAUCAUCUCAGCUGAUCCGGAGGAUUCCCUCGGCAAGGAAACAAACAAGCCCUGCCUGUAUGCUCAGCUCAGCACGACACCAUGGAUUUCAACGUCAAAAAACUGGCUUCUGAUGCAGGGGUCUUUUUCACCCGGGCAGUGCAGUUCACAGAGGAGAAGCUGGGCCAGGCUGAGAAGACAGAGCUGGAUCCUCACUUAGAGAACCUAAUCACUCGGGCUGAUGGCACCAAGAACUGGACUGAAAAGAUCUUAAGACAAACAGAGGUGCUCCUGCAGCCCAACCCAAUUGACCACACUGGUGCUCGAAUAGAGGAGUUCAUCUAUGACAAGCUGGAUAAGAAGCUUCCCUCCAAGGCAACCAAUGCAGAGCUGCUGGGCCAGUACAUGCUGGAAGCUGCCAAUGAAUUUGGUCCAGGGACGCCAUAUGGCAGUACCCUGAUCACAGUGGGAGAGUACCAGAAGAGACUGGGAGGAGCAGAGCGCGAGUUCCUCCAUACCUCAGCUACCACCUUCCUCACUCCUCUACGCAACUUCCUGGAAGGAGACUGGAGGACUAUAUCAAAAGAGAGGCGACUGCUGGAGAAUCGACGGCUGGAUCUUGACAUCUGCAAAGCACGCCUGAAAAAAGCCAAGAAUGCAGAAGCUAAAGGAGCGGCUGCACCUGAUUUUCAGGAGACAAGGCCUCGAAAUUAUGUUCUUUCUGCCAGUGCAUCAGCGUUGCUGAGUGAGGAAGUGGACAAAGCAGAGCAUGAGCUCCGUGUCGCUCAGACAGAGUUCGACCGACAGGCUGAGGUCACCAGACUGCUGCUAGAGGGAAUCAGUAGCACGCAUCUCAACCACCUGCGGUGUUUGCAGGAUUUUGCGGAGGCUCAGGCCACUUACUAUGCCCAGUGUCAUCACUACAUGCAGGACCUGCAGCGGGAGCUCAACAGAUGUGCAAAUUCCGCUGGUGCCCACAUCCCCUCUGCUGCUGUCUGCCCAAACCCUGUCUCCUCUGCUUUCCUGUCUGGAUUGACGUCACCUGGGGCUCCAGUCUCGUGCUCAUCCAGCCAAAGGCCCAGCACUCUGGCUAUGGAGCAGACACAACUCCCUAUAACAGGCACCAGAAAGGCCAAGGUCCUGUAUGAUUAUGAAGCCCAUGAUGCAAGCGAGCUUUCCCUCCUGGCUGAUGAGUUCAUAACCGUAUACACCGUACCAGGAAUGGACCCUGAUUGGUUGAUUGGAGAGCGGGGGAACGAAAAGGGCAAAGUCCCCGUCACCUACCUUGAACUGCUGAGCUAAUGGACCAAACAUCAGGAAACACUCACACAUCUGAAAAAUCUCCAUUUACUGUCACACAUGGGUGCAUUUAGUACACUUAGUGUAUCUUGAGCUGUGGCUAUCCUAAAGCUUAUGCAAUCCUGCUUUCAGCAAGUUUCUAUAAAUAUAGAUGACCAAUGAGAGGGAAUUGCAGCAAACACUUGUGUGUGAGCAACAGUUUUAUUUGAGUAGUUGUGUCAUGACAGACCUACUCUUAUUCCGGUAAUGUGUAUCCAGCAUGUGAUGAGGCCACAGUUAAAGCUACACCCCCUCAUUUUUUUAACAGUGUCAGUUACUUUUGUGUGAAAACUGAAACUCAAUUCCUGUCAAUCUCGCAUGUGUUUGUACACAAAGCAUUCAUGAGCCAUUCAAAGACCAAGACCUUGUGUAAUCCAUUAAAGGAUAAUUCCAAUUUA
Micropterus salmoides (largemouth bass) is the source of this 1735-nucleotide messenger RNA. It is a transcript of the gene sh3glb2b, whose product is annotated as SH3-domain GRB2-like endophilin B2b. The record is from RefSeq and is a predicted model, not a curated record. NCBI's taxonomy places the organism in Eukaryota, Metazoa, Chordata, Actinopteri, Centrarchiformes, Centrarchidae. Gene Ontology annotation, cellular component: cytoplasm; membrane. The coding region runs from base 102 to 1301 and encodes 399 amino acids. Gene Ontology annotation, biological process: membrane organization. The transcript is spliced from 12 exons. Gene Ontology annotation, molecular function: protein binding.